ACUUUGCAAGAAGUUGUGACAGCUGGAAGACAGAUGACAGCGUAGUGGGAACUGUUGGCUACCCAGGGGCAGGGCGGCCGCCCUAACUUCCGCAGAUGGGGUUGAAGCCUGACUUUUGAGUAAGAAAGUGGCACUCCUAGAACAGACGGCUGGGAGUACGUGGACUUAACUUACAGCUUACUUUCUUGAGUCAGUGCCGGCUCGGAAGGUCAUGCCCAUUUCCCCAAGGCAGUGUCCCCACAUAGAGGCUUUGAUUGUAAAUUGCUCCGGGGGCCUUAGGGUGAAGCUGGGUGGGUGCUUUGGGUUGACCCCAGCCUGUUUUUUUUUCCUUUGGAAACAAGCUCUCAGAAGUACACAGAUUAGUUACAGGGAUUUACACUGUGUGUUAUUUUAAACACAAACUGACCAUUUAAUAUUUCAUAAAAUUUCUUAAUAAAAUCCAGUAAGUGUUCUUAAUUUAGAAAUUAGAAUUUUGGAGGAAUUAAGAAUAUUCUUUAAAUAUAAAUCUUUACAACUAGACCUAGAAGUGAUCCCAUUAAAGUAAGGAAUAGGGCAAAAGAUACAUUGUCUAAUUCUAGCUAAUGAAAGGGGACAGCUAUCUAAUUCUAGCUAAUGAAAUAAGGUAGGAAACAAAAUUAAAUGUGAAAGAAAAGUUUUCAUUUCUGUAGAUAAUCAAACUGCAUUUUGCAACAAAAAGAGAAAAGCCAUUAAAUAAGGAAAAAUUAAUGAUAAAAUUAGCAUACACGUUUCUCUUGUUUCAUCAGUAGUCUGUUCAAAAAGUAUAAUGGUUAAAAUGUAUGAGAACAAAAACAGUCCCUGGGAGUACCUGUAGAUAUAGAGGAAUCCAGGGGCUUUUGCAUAAUCUGUCCCCCCCCCCUUCUGGUUUUUCAAGGCAGGUUUGGUUUCUCUGUAGCCCUGGCUCUUCUGGAACUCUGUACACCAGGCUGCCUUGAACUCAAAAAGAUCUACCUACUUCUACUGAGAUUAAAGGCAUGCACCACCACCUCUCUAGCCACAAUCUUUUUUAAAAAGAAUUUUUCUCCCCCUUUGUGGCAUUCUAAUAUUUAACUCAUUCGGAGUAUUUAAAACCUAAUCUCAUAACCAGGGCUAUACGGAGAAACCCUGUCUCAAAAAAAAAAAAAUACAACAACAACAACAACAACAAAAAAAAACCAAUCCCUAGGUUUGUGUUUGUGUUUUUUUCCUUUUUGUCAUUUUAUUUGGAGAUAGUUUCAUGUAAUCCAUGCUGACUCCUUAUGUAGCCAAGAGUAAUUUUAAACUUCUGAUCCUCCUGCCUCUGCUUCCACAAUGCUAAAUUUACAGGUGUAUAUUACCAUUCCCAGUUUACACACUGUGGCAAUUUGGAACCAAGGGCCUCCAGUGUACUAGGAAAGCACUCAACUGAGCUACAUCUCCAGCCCAUUCUUAGUUAUUUUUAAGACUUGUGGAAUUUCAUUAAUGUUUUGUUUACAAAUUUAAGAAUUUAUAUGUCAAAAAAUUACUUGAGGGUCUGCAAGAUGGUUCAGCAGAUAAGGGUGCCUGCCUCCAAGCCUGAAGACCUACAUUCAGUCCCCGGAACCCACAUGAUGAAAUGAAAGAACCAACUUCUAAAUCAUGCUGUGACACCUGCUAAGACUUGUUGGUAGCCAUGUCGGAGCCCCACAGGGUCCAGUUCACCUCUCUCCCAGGUCCUUUGAAUCCUGCAUUUUUGAAGAAGUCCAGGAAAGAGGAAGUUGGAGGAACAGAACAGCAUCAAGACUGUGAGCCAGCUGCAGCUGCUGUUCGGAUUACACUCACCCUCUUUGAACCAGAUCACAAACGCUGCCCAGAGUUCUUCUAUCCAGAGUUGGUGAAGAACAUCCGAGGGAAGGUGAAAGGCCUUCAUUCCGGAGACAAGAAAAAAGAUGUCUUGGAUCCUUUCAAUGAUGAAGAAAAAGAAAGGCAUAAGGUGGAGGCCCUUGCACGAAAAUUUGAAGAGAAAUAUGGUGGAAAGAAACGUAGGAAAGACCGAAUACAGGAUUUGAUUGAUAUGGGGUAUGGCUAUGAUGAGUCGGAUUCUUUCAUUGAUAACUCAGAGGCGUAUGAUGAACUUGUUCCUGCUUCUUUGACCACAAAAUAUGGAGGAUUUUACAUUAACUCGGGAACCUUACAAUUUAGACAAGCUUCAGAAUCUGAGGAUGACUUCAUUAAGGAAAAGAAGAAAAAAUCUCCGAAGAAGCGGAAGUUGAAAGAAAGUGGUGAAAAGAUAAAGAAGAAGAAAAAAGAUGACACUUACGACAAGGAGAAGAAAUCGAAAAAGUCCAAGUUUUCCAAAGCUGGCUUCACAGCCCUCAAUGCCAGUAAGGAGAAAAAGAAGAAGAAGUACUCUGGGUCGUUAAGUGUUAGAGAGAUGCUAAAGAAAUUUCAGAAGGAGAAAGAGGCUCAGAAAAAGAGGGAGGAGGAGCAUAAGCCUAUAGCUGUGUCGUCAAUAGAAGUUCAGGGCCUGAGGGAAUUGGAGAGCACUUCUGACCCCUUGCUCUCACUCUUUGGCUCCACUUCUGACAAUGACUUGCUCCAAGCUGCCACUGCCAUGGACUCCCUGACAGAUUUGGACUUGGAGCAGCUGCUCAGUGAGUCUCCAGAAGGAAGCCCUUUCCAAGAUAUGGAUGAUGGAAGUGAUUCCCUUGGAGUGGGAUUGGAUCAGGAAUUCAGGCAGCCCUGUUCCUUUCCCGAAGGCCUGCCAACACUCCUGGAGAAGCGUGUUAAGGAGCUGGCUCAGGCUGCCAGAGCUGCUGAGGGAGAGAGCAAACAGAAGUUCUUCACUCAAGAUAUUAAUGGUAUCCUGCUAGACAUAGAGGUUCAAACCCGGGAGCUGACUAGCCAAAUUCGUUCUGGGGUGUUUGCUUAUCUGGCUUCAUUCCUGCCAUGCAGCAAGGAUGCUCUGGUCAAGCGUGCUCGGAAACUUCACCUCUAUGAACAGGGUGGGCGCCUAAAGGAACCACUCCAGAAGCUCAAGGAUGCCAUUAGUCGGGCCAUGCCUGAGCAAGUGGCCAAGUACCAGGAUGAAUGCCAAGCACACACACAAGCAAAGGUUGCUAAGAUGCUGGAGGAAGAGAAAGACAAGGAGCAGAGAGAACGGAUUUGUUCUGAUGAGGAAGAAGAUGAAGAAAAGGGGGGCCGGAGGAUAAUGGGACCCCGGAAGAAAUUCCAGUGGAAUGAUGAAAUCAGGGAGCUUUUGUGCCAGGUGGUGAAGAUCAAACUGGAGAGCCGGGAUCUGGAGAGGAACAGCAAGGCCCAGGCCUGGGAGGACUGUGUGAAAGCGUUUUUGGAUGCUGAAGUCAAGCCUCUCUGGCCCAAAGGUUGGAUGCAGGCCAGGACUCUAUUUAAAGAGAGCCGUCGAGGCCAUGGGCACCUGACAUCACUCCUGGCUAAGAAGAAAGUAAUAGCUCCCUCAAAAAUCAAGGUGAAGGAAUCAUCUGCUAAGCCUGAUAAAAAAGUUUCCAUCUCAUCAGGACAGCUUGGUGGUCCCACUACUUUGCUCUCAGAACAUCAGGGUGGAGGCCUGAAUAUUGGAGCAACCAACAGGGAGCUUUCAUCCCAAGCAGCUUGUGGCCUCAGUGACCCUGUUCCUGUCACCCUGGAGGACUCACUGGAUGAAGACUUGGUCCGGAAUCCAACCUCUUCUGUGGAAACUGUGUCUAAAGAGCUGGCUGUGUUGAACAGCAGAGCAGCCAGCGGUUCUGAAUUCACACUGCCUGCGCCCUCCAAAGCACCAACAGAAAAAGUUGCUGGUGUUUUGUGUACAGAAGAGAAGCGGAACUUUGCAAAGCCCAGCUCUUCUGCACCUCCACCUGCUAAUGCUCUGCAGUCACCUCUCAAUUUUCUGGCUGAACAGGCUCUAGCACUGGGGCAGUCUUCUCAGGAGAAAAAGCCAGAGAGUUCUGGCUACAAAGAGCUGUCCUGCCAAGCUACCCUCAGCAAGGGUAUAUCUGAAUUGCACCAGUCCAAAGCAAAGCACCACAGUUUGCCACGGACGUCUCAUGGACCCCAGGCAGCUGCCCCCAUGCCUAGCUCCCAAGUCAAAGUCUUUCAUGCAGGCAUUCAACAACAGAAAAGCUUCACACCCCCAUCCCCCUUUGUCAACAAGCUGCAAGGCCCAAAGGCUGCCUCUCCACAGUGUCAUCGUUCCCUCCUGCAGUUGGUAAAGACAGCAUCCAAAGGCCAGGCCUUCCAUGCCACUAUGCCAUCGUCCUCUGUAAGUUCACCGGCCUCCAGUAGCAGCUCUCAUAAGACCACAGCCUCGUCCUCUACUCCCCUGAGCCAUCCAGCAAAGCAGCAUCCAGCCAGCUCUGUGGGACCAUCUUAUAAGAAUAACCCUUUUAGUGGCUCAGUCUCUAAACAUGGGGCUUCUUCUAGCAGUCCAUCACCUGCUGGAUCCCAAGUGCAGAGCUCUGUUUCUGGGACCUUGCUCCCAAGUGUGCAGUCUCCCUUAGCUGGACAGCCUUCAAACCGAGCUGCCCCAAGUUCUGCUGUGAAAAAAACACCUGUUUCUCAGAAGCUGACCCUGGUGGCUCCACCUGGAGGUCCAAAUGGAGAUUCUGGUGGUGGAACACAGGGAGUGGCAAAGUUACUGACCUCCUCCCUAAAGCCUGCUGCAGUUAGUAGUGUGACAUCGUCUACCUCCUUGCCAAAAGGAACCGGAGGGGCAAUGCUGCUGUCCAACACUUCUUCCUUAAGCCUGCUGUCUUCAUCCUAUAAGCCCAGCAACCCCAAGCUUCAGGGGGCUAUGAACUCAAACUCAGUGGGAAUCAUAACCUCUGUCCCAUUUCCACUUCAUGUGCUGUCCUUCAGUUCAGACUCCUCUGCCAAAGCAGGGGUCUCGAAGGAUGCCAUUGUUACAGGUCCAGCCCCUGGGACCUUCCAUCAUGGUCUCAGCCACAGUCUUCUGGCUGGCUUGCACUCCAGCCCACCCCACACAGCGCCUCUCCCACAUACUGCUGUGUCCACCCAUGUCCCACAGAGUCUGCCAGGUAAAUGCCAGAUGCUUCACAGCUUCAUGGGAAAGGGCCUGCUGUACCAAGGAAAUUGUGACCACUUUGGAAGAUGGAAUCAAAUGACAUAGGUCUGGGAGGAAGUCCAACAUGUAGGUCUCUGAUAUCAGAUAUUUGCUGUGCUCUUCCUGUCCACUGCUUUGCUUCUGGAGCAGCAAUGAGUUUGAAAUGGAGCACUUCUUAGCACUUCUGAUCGGCCUUCAACCAAGGGGCAGCUUCUGCUGCUUACAAAGCUCUUACUGACUUGGUGCUCUGGGCCUCAUGGCUUUGUCGCUGGACGACAUCAAGGGGCAGCUCUGGGCUGGGAAGUGUGCCUAGACUGUGUUGGGAAGCACAGUGUGCAUGAACUCCUGUGGCAGAUCUGUUGGCUACUGGGUUCUAAGUCUGCCCAGCUCCUGGCAUUUGGUGUAUCUCAGAGCUUCCUACUGGUCAGGGACUCCUCCUGGCCUCAGUAGAACCCCUGGAUUGUUGUGAUUCCAUCCCAUCCUCAGGCUGUGUGCUCAAGAGGACAAAACCCAGGUCAGAGCACAGGUGGGAUACCUUGCAAAAUACUAAGAACACCUAAUGUGUGCUCUUGUAGGGGCCAGUUUCUUCUCCUCAGAACAUGACAAUGAAGCUCUUAUAGAGAAAAAGAUCUUUAUAGAUUCAACAAUUGUGGUAGGAUUUUUAAAGACACCUAUCUUGGGCUGUUUUUGUCAUUACCAUUGAAUGCAUUGGAUAGAAUGGGACUGCUCUUCACACAUCACAUUAUAGGAAGACUUAAUUCCAGUGCCUUUUGGUGGAGCAGACUUUGACAACUCAAAUCUAUCCAUUCAGCCCCCUGAGUGGAUCUGAGAUGAAGACCUUUUUUAAAGCUAGUCUGUAUUUAAGACAGUUUUAUUUAAUUAGGUUUUUUAUGACUGCACAUCAUAAUCUGUGCCGUCCUGACUUGAAAGUCAUCUGAGCCCCCAAAUCCCAGGUUUUCAUGGAGCUACAGAUCUGUCUUGUUUUUGGUUUUUUUUUAGAGUUGAUGCAGGUGGGCUGCCGGGGAGCUCCUCAGUCCUCUGUGUCUGAGAGCCCAGGGGUUCCAAGCCACAGGUAGACAUUCCACUCUGUCUUAUUAGAAAUCUCUCUGGCAGAGCUACAAGACAGGCCUCUGAAGCUUCUGCCACAGAGAACAGGUCUGGGGUACUGGUGCUGUCUGGACAGCCAGCGGCUGGGUGGACUUAGGGGGAUGUGCAGAGGGUCUGGAGAAUGGACAGAGGACAAAGAUAGUGACUACAGAUCUUCCAUCACUAGGCUACCACACUCAUCCAGUGACUAUUUCAUAUGGAUUUGGAGGGCUCUUGCCUAUCCUGUUAAUCUACCACACAGUGGGUCUGGCUGACUGCCUAUCCAGACAACAUUUGGGAAGGUGAUCAGCACUCUCAGUGCCCACCCAGGAUGAGUCUGGUGUGCUUUUGGUUCCUGCCUCAAGGAUUGGAACGCAGUAGCUCUCUAUUCCUGUGGAGGUGGCCACCUUUCCACCUUACUGGGAGCAAGACUUUUGUCAGUUCGUUGGUCCAGCCUCUGUUAUGAUUCCUUCUGUAUGGAAGAACCAAUUGUUUUCACAUUGGGCCAUGUGGAUUCCUUAUCCUUUUAUUACAUAUAUUUUUUGCAACUUGGAUUUCCAGUUUGUUUACAGAAUAGUCUUAGGUAGUAGCAAAAAGAGCCAAAGAAGAGAUUUGUAUAGCUGAGCUCUAAGUCGAGCUGAGGCCGCCAGCAAAGCUGAGCAGUGGGAACUCUCCAGGCUCCUCUGUCCGUCAAACAACGGGCCCCAGCACCCCACCCCUUUGGUGCUCCCUUCUCCCCAUGUGCCACUGCGUGUGCAGCUAGAACAGGAUGCCCUCAUCUUUAGGAAUCUAGCGAUGCCUCUUGCCUCAGGGAAACGUUUCUUUGAUGGGGAGUUAAUGAGAUUUCUUUUCCUUGUUUAUGCUUUAUUUGUGGUAAUGAAAGAGUGAGUGACUUAAACAGCCAUGGCCAGGGAGACCUGCAGCCCGGCUACAGCAGAGGGUGGGGGUAGAGAGCGCUCAGUGGGAUGCAAGGGUUUCUUUGGUGGGUGUAAGGCUCUGAGCACUUAACCAGGCGUGGCCGUUUCUUAGGUGUGAGAGGGGCUGUGGCUUUUGUGCAGCAACUAUGUUGGUGUUAGGGGGUGGUGUGGAAAUUGUUAAUCUUGUAUAAAGCAACACAAUAAAUUGUUUUUGAGGUUUCCAAAA
This is a messenger RNA of Mesocricetus auratus (golden hamster), 7264 nucleotides long. It is a transcript of the gene Ubn1, whose product is annotated as ubinuclein 1. The coding region runs from base 1649 to 5101 and encodes 1150 amino acids. The transcript has 18 exons. The record is from RefSeq and is a predicted model, not a curated record. NCBI's taxonomy places the organism in Eukaryota, Metazoa, Chordata, Mammalia, Rodentia, Cricetidae. Gene Ontology annotation, cellular component: nucleus.